Messenger RNA from Lontra canadensis (Northern American river otter), 1742 nucleotides. It is a transcript of the gene COLEC10, whose product is annotated as collectin subfamily member 10. NCBI's taxonomy places the organism in Eukaryota, Metazoa, Chordata, Mammalia, Carnivora, Mustelidae. The record is from RefSeq and is a predicted model, not a curated record. Bases 135 to 968 code for a protein of 277 amino acids. The transcript is spliced from 6 exons.
CUUCUUGUCUUUGCAGCCCUUUCUGGAAUGUGUACUCCAGAUACUUUACUUUCUUCCCUAAAGCAGAAGUUUUAUUUAAAAUAAAGCUACUUCUUUGGCACUUCUGGGUAAUCCUUUUUUGAAGAACCACAGCAAUGAACGGUUUGGGAGCCCUCCUUCGAAGAAACCAGUCCAUCCUUCUGGUGCUCUUUCUUUUGCAAAUCCAGAGUCUGGGUCUGGACAUGGAUGGUCAUCCUACCACUGAAGUUUGUGCCACACACACAAUUGCACCAGGACCCAAAGGAGAUGAUGGUGAAAAGGGAGAUCCAGGAGAGGAGGGAAAACAUGGCAAAGUGGGACGCAUGGGGCCAAAAGGAAUUAAGGGGGAGCUGGGUGAUGCAGGAGACCAGGGCAACAUUGGCAAGACUGGGCCCAUUGGUAAGAAGGGUGACAAAGGGGAAAAGGGUUUGCCUGGGAUGCCAGGAGGAAAAGGCAAAGCAGGCACUGUCUGUGACUGUGGAAGGUACCGGAAAGUUGUCGGACAACUGGAUAUUAGUGUCGCUCGCCUCAAGACAUCUAUGAAGUUUGUCAAGAAUGUCAUAGCAGGGAUUAGGGAAACUGAGGAGAAAUUCUACUACAUCGUGCAGGAAGAGAAGAACUAUAGGGAAUCCUUGACCCACUGCCGGAUCCGGGGUGGCAUGCUGGCCAUGCCAAAGGACGAAGCUGCCAACACACUCAUCGCUGACUAUGUGGCCAAGAGUGGCUUUUUCCGGGUGUUCAUUGGGGUGAAUGACCUUGAGAAGGAGGGACAGUAUGUGUUCACAGACAACACUCCCCUGCAGAACUACAGCAACUGGAGAGAGGGGGAGCCCAGUGACCCCUACGGUCAUGAGGACUGUGUGGAAAUGCUGAGUUCAGGCAGAUGGAAUGACACAGAGUGCCAUCUUACCAUGUACUUUGUCUGUGAGUUUGUCAAGAAGAAAAAGUAACUCUGCUCAUGCUACCCAUUUGUUACUUCUCUGUGACUGUCAUUGCAGUUAUUUUUAUACAUCCUUUUCUUUCUAAUUACGCCAAAUUCAUUCUGACUCAAGACAAGUAGAAAACGCUGAGUUGGGGUUUGGAAUCCCCAUUGCCAUGGUCUUCUUUGAUGAUUUUGAACAUUUUCAUACACAGUAUAUGAUCGAGCCAAUAGCUCACCAAGUUACAUGGAUCCACAGAGAGAGUUUGAAUUACUAGUUGUGCAGGAUGUGGUUGUCUAUGUGUCAAAUGAAAUGUUCUCUUGGCAUUCGCUCUGCUGCCUCUCCCUAGACCCUAAAACCACUGUCUAUUUAGCCCUGUGGAUAAUUGGACAGUUGGUUGGUGAUGAUUAGGCUAACUUGUCCUUGUUCAAAGCCAGACAUAUGAGAAGGCCUUCUGUUAGGAAUGCAGAGAUAUUGUCUGUCUUUGAAGCCAAGAGCCUCUAUUCUUUGACUGGUCUCUCACCAUGGCUAUAGUCACACUUGAAAGGUCCUCCUGUUUGCACAGAUAUAAAAGGACUUCAACCCCAAACCUCUGUUUGAGAAACUUCUGGUCUGUGACCCAUUCCAGACCAUAUGGAAUCACACAGACAAAUUCCGUGCUUCUAAUUCAUUAUGGUUUUCAAUGAGGUCUACCAAGGAUUUGCCGUGGCCUCUUUCUAUAGGCCCACAACUGCAUCCCAGGGCUCUAAGUUUUAAUUCUGAUUUGUGGAAAGGGAAAGAUUAGAAAUUGAAAGAGAGAGAGAG